AUGAGCGACUCAGAUGAUGAUGUCUCGGACUACGAAGUGGAAGCUGAUGUGGAAUUAGGAUUUAUCUCUGAAGAUCGUGUGCCAAUGAACGCAACGCCAAUGUAUUGUGAACCAGAUUGGACGAAAUGGGAUGGCGGUCAAGUUGGUGGAAGACCAAGUUGGUUGAUUCCAUCUAUCUCAAGUAUUCCAACCACCGAGCAAUUGCAAUGUAUUGACUGCUUUACUCCCUUGUCAUUCUUGCUGCAAAUUUAUUGUCCACUUGAUGAUGUUAAAGACGCUUUUCAUCGCAGUUUGUACGUGUUUGUAUGUCGCUCAAAUUGCAAACGUCAGGGAGACGGCAAAGCUUUUCGUCUACAAUUGCCGAAGGACAAUGAAUUUUAUGCUCCAACUGGUGGAUCUAUGGAAUUAAAACCUAAUGGAAAGAAACGAGAUUUUUGUGCACUUUGUGGACAACGUGCGUUAUUUACAUGUAGUGCAUGUCACGUGGCGCAGUAUUGCAGUAAAGAGCAUCAAAAGGAUCAUUGGACGGUUGGUGGACACAAUCGGACAUGUUCACAAUGCCUCGAGACGCAAAGUUAUACUGAAUGUGACGAAGCAAGAGAAAAAAUGAUUACUCAAGGGUCAAAAUGGGUCUUUCCGGAACAUUAUUUAGAAAUUGACCAUGAACCAGAUACUUCAGAGGUUAUGAAUGAGUAUGAAGCCAAAUUAUUGGCGGAUUUUGAACAAACUAAAGACGUCGAAGAAGAUAAAAUGGACAUGAAUGUCACUCAGCGAGAGUUAAACGAAGCACUUGGCCAUUCAACUGAUCACGAUCCUCAAUAUGUACGCUUUCUUACGCGAAUUGCACUUUCAAAAGAUCAAGUAUUACGUUACUCUCGCUGGAAUGAUGCUGUCUUAUGGGUACAUUCUAAAGGAAUGGUCAAUGGCAAUGUUCCACCUUGUGAAAUGUGUGGAAGUGAGCGAAAGUUUGAAUUUCAAAUACUUCCACAACUUUUAAAUUAUUUAAAUGUGGACAACGAGAGUUCUCUUGGUGCUAUCACAUCGCGUAGUUGUGAAUGGGGUACACUUGUUGUUUAUUCAUGUACGCAGAGUUGUUCAGUAGAGAAUGCGUGCGUCCAAGAAUUUCUUCACUAUCAACCAGCAUAUGCGAAUCAGAUUAUUCAGUAA
Messenger RNA from Plasmopara halstedii, 1167 nucleotides. RefSeq names its product programmed cell death protein 2. Gene Ontology annotation, cellular component: cytoplasm. The record is from RefSeq and is a predicted model, not a curated record. The transcript is spliced from 3 exons. The coding region runs from base 1 to 1167 and encodes 388 amino acids. NCBI's taxonomy places the organism in Eukaryota, Oomycota, Peronosporomycetes, Peronosporales, Peronosporaceae.